Messenger RNA from Linderina pennispora, 5596 nucleotides. RefSeq lists its product as uncharacterized. Lineage: Eukaryota; Fungi; Kickxellomycota; Kickxellomycetes; Kickxellales; Kickxellaceae. The record is from RefSeq and is a predicted model, not a curated record. The coding region runs from base 305 to 5251 and encodes 1648 amino acids. The transcript has a single exon.
AAGCACCUCUCUGCACGGCCAUCAAGGUAGUGGAAAACGACUUUGGAAGCCGAGCAUGUCUAAUUUUUUUCCUGUUGCCUGCAGAGAGAGCGGCAAGAUGCCAAAGGAAAAACAGUUGAGAUGCCAAUGGCUUGUUAUUGCUUUUGUUCGCCCUUCUUGUCGGAGCCUCUUUCUUUUCUGCUCCCUAUCAUUUCCCACCUUUUCCCCGACACAAAUUGGCUGCAGGUAUUGCCCUGGGCAAGAGCACUCUUCAUCACAUACACUCUAAAAGGAAACGCGCAGCGAAGGAAGAAGAAGAAAAAGUAUGCAGCCGAAGCUGGAAUUCACCAGGCCCGGGCGCAGUGCUGCAGCACCGAGACCAGUAGCAGCGUACAGCCAGCAGCAGCAGCAGCAACAACGGCGGAGGCGGCAGUCAGUCGACAUCAUAGCGGGCGCGGUAGAGCCUGAGGCGCGGCCGGUCAGCCGGCAGAGCUCCUCGUCGGAGGACGAAAUCGAGUCGAUGAAGCGCAGCAUGGCAGUGAACCUGACGACGCUAGAGAAGCAGCGGCGGGCCAAGGCAAACCGGCCAUCGCCGGUGACAGACAACGCAACAGCGCCGCCGACGCACCUAAAGACCGGCCGCAACGACCCCCGGGCAGCAUCGCAGAUGGCGGGCGGGCAGCGGACACAGUGGCAGCACGAUGCCAGCAGUAGCGUCGGCGGGGCACGGCGUGCGCGCAAAGAGCUGAUACAGCAGGCGAUGGAGCUGUCGCCGCCGGUCCCGCAGGUGCCAUCGUUCAUCCAGCGCCAAUGGCCAAAGGACAGCAAUGUGUAUCCGCGCGAGCACCAGCCGUAUUUCUAUACCAGCAGCCCACAUGAUCCGGCGACCACUGCCCAGCACCCCAUGACAGCGGCUCCGGGCGCUGCGGUUUAUCCGCCGCUGCCUGACUCCCCAUACCACGUCACGCACGCACAGUGGGCUGCGACCAGCGGUGCGUUGUCUGCGUCGCCGCCUGUGGCUCCGUACCAGGCAUUCCAGGCGGCCUACCCCGAGUACAGCGGCCCAGCACCACACUAUACGAUGGCGCCUGAGAUUGUUUAUGACCGGCCAGGCAACCCAGCAGGCCAGUAUUCGCUAGACCCGAGCGAGCGCGCGGAGACAGCGGCCUCGUCGGACUCGUUUGCGGUCAGCCCAUAUCACUAUGAGCGCCAGACGUACCAGCACUAUCAGCAGCAAGCACACCAGCCCCAGCAGCAUGUUGGGUCGCCAGUGCACCUGGCGCCUAUGCUAUACGCUGGCUCCUCUGGGUCGCCGACAGACCAUGGCCGCGUAGAAGUUAGUGCGGUUAGCCAGCAACCAAUGUAUCUGCCGCAUAUGGCAUACUCUGGUUCGGCUGGGUCACCGCUGGAGCAGACACAUAUACACGCUAGCGGUGGAAGCCAGCAGCAGCAACCGCUAAUGUACAAGGCACCAAUGGUUUAUGCUGGCUCGCCGACAAUGGAACAGGGCCGUUUGAACGGCAGCGUUACGAGUCAGCAGCCCGUGCACCUUGCGCCCAUUGUUGAGCAGCCAAGCAAUGUGCCCAGCGGAGUGAAUCUCAAGGCGGAGAAUGCAGCUGCACCAGCCGGCGCGGUGACUCUGGCUAACAAUAGCAGUGCAAGCGUGCUGGCCAAUGCAUCUGACGGCGACUUGUUCCGACCAGCAGCCAAUGGCACGCAGGCAGAAGCAGACUUGCCUGCGAUUCCCACCGACAAGAAACAGCCGUUCCGGUUCCCUCUCGUCCAAGAGAUGCAGGAGCAGCAGCGGCGGCGGCAGCAGCAGCAGCGCGGUGUUCAGGAUGCACCAUCAAUGCCGGCCAAUGCCAAUGUUGGAGGUCACGAGCCGGCUAGGGGUCCUGGAGAGGCGCCGUCGAGUAUAGUGACAACCAACGGCGGUAUUGCUAUCCAGGAGCUGUUGAAUUCGCCGACAGAAGCGGAGGCACUUCACCAGUUCAUUGAGAAAGAGAAUGAGCGGCACCGGCGGGAUAGCGACGCUGUGCGGCCACCGCUGCCGCCAAUCCCACCAAUGAUGGCUCCUAUUCAGCACGACAGCAGCCCUGGGUCGCGCAGCAGCUACCACAGCGCUGGCCACUCCAUGUGGCAGCCUGGCCGUGCCGAGACUGUGUACCAGGACUUUGCAACUGCCCACCAGAGCCUAAGCUCCAUGGACGGCGGGCUGGGAGCGGCUCUUGGGUAUUCAAUGGACACACAUAUGGCGAAGAUACCAGAGCUGCCAACAGCCCGUGCACCGCUGUCGACGAUUCCGUCAUCCAGUGAUAUCCCGGCCGUGCCUGUGGCGGAGCGAACCCAGCUUGUGCAUACCAACGAGGUUCAGCAGCCGAAGCAUUCGAAAGAAUUCGGCUUUGAUUAUUACAAACACCGGCGUGUACUGGACAGUGCCAUCGCACAGCGUGGCGACGAUAGUUCGGAGGCAUCUGUCAUCGGCGAACAUGAUGAGGAUAAAGCGACGCCGAUGGAUGAUGCGCUCGACUACGACCGCUGGAACGCACAGCUCAUGGAAUCCCAGAUAGCGGCGACAACAGCAGGGACGGCUCAGCAAAAGUCGGUUGGGCUGGGAGUGUCGCCCGAUGCGGUGUUUGAGAUGGAGCGGCCAGGACGCAAAGGCACAGUUGAGUCUCUGGAUAAUGUGCUUGAGUACUAUCGCAACCGGCCAUAUGAGUCGAUUGUCGAAGAAAGCGAAUCUGACGAGCAGCGCAAGGCGCCGUUCCCAAUGCUCGCACCCAGCAACCACCGGCCACUGCUAAACUCUAGCAAAUACCCGAUGCGCAAUGAGCCGACCAGCCCCGCAUACCACCGCACGUCGUUUUCGUCGCCUGUGCACAAGCCCGAUACGCCGCCGCUGGUGCGUGUGCCUGAGCUGGUCAAGGUCAUCGAAAAGCACACGUCCAGGCAAGCAGCAGCGGCUUCUGCGGCUGUUUCUGUUGCUACACAGGCUGGGUCGCCGCCAAUAUCGUCCACCGACCGUGCGGCUGUGGCUGAGUCGACACAGGAGUACCAGCCUACGCCUAUCGCCAAGAGCCCGCAGGCAGGUGUGCCGUUAGCCGAGAGUGAACGGCCUGUGGAUACUGGUGCUUUAUCACCUGGUCGCUGGGCAGAAAGUACUGGCAGUCAAGCCAAAGAUCCGUAUGCGAUACUGGAGCAGUUGGGGGACCCUGAAGACGACCUGUUGCUGCCGCCAACAGCAGCAUCACCUGUGUCCCCCGAGCAGGAGCCGCAGUUUCCGUCGCAGCCGCACAUGACGCAGCACCAGUUGCCCCCAGACUCAGUCGACAGCCAGAUCAUGGACGACUACGUGCAGAUGGAAUCCAUUGAGGAGUUUGGGAUUCCGUUUGAUUCGGAUGCCGGCGAGCAGUUCACCGACUACGGAUAUACGAGCACCACCAGCUCAGACAGCUUUGGUGAGCCCGUAGCGCACAGCGCCAGUAUGCUGGGCGGCGGUGUGAUCCGUGAGCACUAUGAGGUCGACCGGCUGGCAGAAGCACUGGCAAACACGCACUUGAUGUCUCAAGCGGCCCUUGGUGAGAGCUCUGAUGAGGAGACAGACCGCUUGGUUGCUGGCAGGCCAGAAGAGUCUCAGGGCCACAAGACAGCCAGUGACCAGCUUGAACGCGGGGGCGAUGCUGGAUCGAUGAACAAGAAGCCGAGCUCGGCGCGCACAAACACAUCGACGCUGACAGCAUCGUCCUCCGGCGACAAUGGGCCUGCACAACACGCUGGCGGAACAGCUACAGCGCAGACAACCAAUGUAAACACUGUUGUGGCUGGCACUGCGGGGGGCACUGCGGCGGUGGCUGUGGCGGCAGCAGCAGCAGCGGCAGGUAAUCUGCCGUUUGAUAUCAUGGAGCUGACGAGCGAGCUUGAGCUGAUGGUGGGGCGUGACCAGGAGGACUACAUGAGCGAUCCUCUCUCGCCAUCGUCGGUGGAUCUCGGUGUGCUGCAGGCGCUAGGACGGGCGGUGCAUCAGCAGGUUCUGCUGCACCAGCAGCACCAGAUGAACCGGCGCAAGAGCAACAUGCAGAUUAACACUGCGCCACUGCAGCUGGCAGAGCAGCAGCAGCAGCAGGUCAGUCCAGAGCUCGAUGACAUGGUGCAGUACGAUCAACAGCUGCAGGCUAUGGCCAAGGAGGUGUCGCAGUACUGCGACGAGUCGGGGCUUCGGCAGGUGUUCCCGUUGUCGGCGAAGUGGUUCAGCUGGCUGGCAAAGUACCCGCACCGGAUCCUGCCAUGGCGCAAGUACCAUGACGAAGACGACGACAUUAACGACAGCGAAGACGACGACAACAGCGACUGCAGCUCAGAGUCGAGUUUUGGCAUCCUGCCGCCAACACAGGCAUGGCCGCUGCCGCCAACAGACAUUCUGAGCAAGGCACGGAUUCCGAUGUCGGCACGGCGGCCUUUGCUGGCGCGCAAUGUGAUCGCGUCGCAGCGGCAGCUGCCUGCGGGAAUCGAAGCGCACUGGCAGUACUACUCUGUGAUCAACCAGAUAGUGACGGUGGCGAGCGGCAUCCACCGGCAGCUGCAGGGAGAGCGGGACCACACGUUUGUGGUGCACCAGCUGGCGGCACUGUACCAGUUCCUGGGCGGCGAGUUCAGCAAGUUCAAGAAGCGCAUCGAGAAGGUGUUUGACGCAGCGAAGCAGAUGCUGGACUUGCAGCCAGUGCGGCUCGAUGGCCCGCGGCGGCAGGCGGACGGGCGGCUGGUUGGGGAGCCGGUUCGGCUGCUGGAUCCGGACUGCGCGCAGGUGAUUGCGAAGAUGAUGCAGGACAUAAUUGUCGAGGCACUGUACUCCAAGUGGGAGAUUCCGGGCGAGCCCCUGGCGACCAAUACACCCCCGACAGCGGCAGGGCGCGGCAAGGCGCAUGGGCUGGGGAUUGACGGCACGCAAUACGUGGUGGCGACCCUCAAGGGCCUGCCGACACGGCCAAUUGUGCGGUACCUGGCGCGCGAGCUAAAGGCGGUGAAUACGGCGGAGCGGCGGCGGCGUGGACGCAACAUGUCGCGCAACCCGAGCCUCGGGCACCUGCGGUUCCAGCAGCAGGCGGUGCAGCAGCAGGCGAUGCAGCAUCCGAUGCCGCCUCUGCCGCCAAACGACAAGGGCAGUGGCAGUGCAGGGCACAGAGGCGAUACGCCGGCCAGGGGGCCGAAGGCUACCAUAGAGCCUGGUGCGGCGGCGGUGCUGUCAACCGUGGUCAGUGCGCCCGAGGAGCAUUAAGAGCCAACUUUGUUCCAGUUUAAUGAAUAUGUAUUGGAUUUACUAGAGAAUGGCAACUAGGCCAUGGGCGAGAGAAUGCGCGCAAGAGGCGGCUUCGGGUUGCUGGCCCGGUAGCCAAUGUAGAGGAUCAGCGGAAUGUAGCCCCAGUGGACGAGAGUCUUGCCGAUGGCGGUGCCGCGGACGAUAGCCUCCUUGACAGUGUCGUUCAUUUUGAAAGAGUAUUAAAAAGGCGAAUUGGAGCGUUAAUUGGAGAAGAGAGAGGAUAAAAAAAGUAGGACGAAAAAGGGGGCGAGGCUUGAUCGGAUCGAGGUGGAGUUAACAGGCGGCAGGAUGGGCGAUGACAGU